Galleria mellonella (greater wax moth) is the source of this 725-nucleotide messenger RNA. RefSeq lists its product as uncharacterized. The transcript has 2 exons. Bases 110 to 574 code for a protein of 154 amino acids. Lineage: Eukaryota; Metazoa; Arthropoda; Insecta; Lepidoptera; Pyralidae. The record is from RefSeq and is a predicted model, not a curated record.
UGUCAUGUCAGAAUACUAAUUUAUAAAUACUGAGAGAUUUAUUUGAAGCUCAAAUUUGUCGAGACGCAGGAAGUGAACACACAGCUGCUAAACAUCAGAACACUUCAAGAUGAAUAUAAUGGGGUAUUUGAUUACCCUUGCCAAUCUUCAGAAUUUGGAAAACUCUGCGGGUCCUCUCAAAAAAUUGUCAGUAAAAGUAGCAGAAACACAACUAUUGACCAACGAUUUGAAAACUCAUCCCGAAUUUCCUAUAGAAAGCUUUAGGAAAACUGGUUACAGUAAAGUGGGAAAUGUUGGUAUAUAUUUAUCGAGAAAUUUACGUGACUACAUUUACUAUGGAAUAGGAAAACCAACAGAUGAAGCUGUUUUAUUGAAAUUGGUGUUUAAAGACGGAUUUACUGGAGAUUCUAAACUCAUCAAUGCGCCCUAUCGUAAUAUCGAUACACCGGAUUCUUCUUUAUCGUAUUUCCUACAUAGAGGACAUGUUGAUGAAGCUGUGAAGCAAGGUAUUGACGAAUACGUGAAUAAUUUGAACAACAAUGGAAGAAGCAAACGUGCUGUGAUUGCCCAAUAAAGUAAAACAACAUAAAUGUGUAGUUUAACAUACCUACAUCAUAACAUCAUAUUUCUAAAUAGUUGGACAAUAUAGUAGAGACGAAAAACGUAGUAACACACCAAAUAAUGUAUUUAAAUAUUUUGGAUUAAUAAAAUUAGAAACUGUUUAA